CUUUCACGUGUAGCUGUUUUUGAACUGUGUUGCCCUUGUGGCUUUCCAUGAUCGACCUUGUCUGACCUUAUUAAUGAGGCUGAGAAAACCCCACUUCGCCGCAUCCACCGAAGCUAUGGCUUAUGACUAAGCUUCCAAUGGUAAAAGACAACUUGCAAUUUCUAUCUUUCUUCCGAAAACAUCAACAGUUCCAAAAUAGUUUUAUUUUUGCUAUAGGUUCCAUCCAAGCUAACAACCAUGUCAGCUGUGGACAUGUUCUUUGCAGCGCCGCCAGUGACUAGAACACUGACGGCGCUCACGUUUUUCAUUUCCGUCGCCCACUAUGCUGGCCUCGUACCAGGCAUAUACGAUUGGAUAUAUUUCCAUCAUUCACUCAUAUUCAAAUUCCCUCCUCAGUUGUGGCGGUUUGCGACAUGCUUCAUGCUCACUGAUGAGAGGUUUAGCAUCCUGAUGGACCCAUACUACAUGUACAUAUAUGGGAAGAAGUGCGAGACCGGCUCGUCAAAGUUCACGAAGCCAGGAGAUUUUUUCUUCUACCUCGUUUUCGUGUGCCUAGCGCUCCUGGGUGUCAACUAUGCCAUCUUUGGGUGCCCAUAUAUUUUGACCUCUGCGCUUUACACUGCCUUCGCCUACACAGCGACGCAGGAUGAGGGAGGGCAAACGCGGAUAUUUAUCCUGGACAUCCCUACGCGUGCUCUCCCACUGGCGCUAUGCUUCAUGACCUUCGUGUCGAAAGGGAGCUUGAGCCCUGCAUUGGUUCAGGCCACGGGAAUUCUCGUGGCACACCUCUAUGACUUUCUCACAAGACUGUACCCUACGUUUGGAGGAGGGGUAAAUAUUUUGACCACGCCGGCCUUUGUUCGCCGUUGGUUCGAACCGAAGACGAUCUCUGUAAGCCACAAGUCCCAUGGCACGUCGUUUCAGCCCGCCGCGCCGCGGGCUGCUGCUUCAGGAUCUACGGCUCCUGGUGGGGUGCUCCCGGAAUCGUGGAAGAGCCGUGGAUCGGGCCACAGACUUGGCGGCGAUUGAGUGGGAUGGAACCACUUGGACUGCACACUUUAAUAUUAGCGGGAUUAAGAUACGAGAAGAAUGAAAUAAAUAUGAAUCACUAGAAUCACUGGCCUGAAUGUCUAUUUGCUUGUGAAGGCGUUUGGCAGCUGUUUCAUGGGGGGGAAAAAUUGUACUCGUUUAAUGCCAGCAAUCUAAACGGAUGCAAUUUCUCUCCGCUCUAUUUUGAAGUAAGAUGGC
Pseudogymnoascus destructans is the source of this 1248-nucleotide messenger RNA. RefSeq lists its product as uncharacterized. Gene Ontology annotation, biological process: endoplasmic reticulum unfolded protein response. Gene Ontology annotation, cellular component: endoplasmic reticulum membrane; Hrd1p ubiquitin ligase ERAD-L complex. NCBI's taxonomy places the organism in Eukaryota, Fungi, Ascomycota, Leotiomycetes, Thelebolales, Thelebolaceae. Gene Ontology annotation, molecular function: misfolded protein binding; ubiquitin-specific protease binding. The coding region runs from base 238 to 1029 and encodes 263 amino acids. The transcript is spliced from 4 exons. The record is from RefSeq and is a predicted model, not a curated record.